AAUGGGUUGCCAGAUGGUGGUGUCAUACAUGACCGAUGACAUCACAAUGGUCUUUAAGCCAAUUUGAACAAUGGGUUAAUGUGGAUAUGUAUCAGUCUUCAUUGGUUAUUGACAUGGCUUGUUUCUGCUGGUGCAAAAAGAAAAAACGUCAGAAAGCAAAUUCAGUUGAUGUGGAGCAGAAGACAAGAAAGAAGGAGUGGCACUUCAUCCCCCUCUCCAAUUCCAUCUGACCGUUCUGAACGGAAUGCCUCCGUCACCUCUGACCCUUCACCCUCUGACCAACUCUCCUCCCUCCAUCCACCUUCCUCUCCUGUUAAAUGUUCCUCUCAGCCUUGCUCUCCUGCUAAACAGCCCUCUGUACCCCGGUCACCUGCCAAACACCCUUCCCCAGUGAAAUCCUCUCCAGUGGUGUCCCUCCCUAGUUCUCCCUCUCCUACCAACCCUCUGGACUGUCAUGGAGACACCAGCCAUGAGGGCACAACAGUCAGACCUCUGUCUCUUCUGGACCACUCUAGCCCAAGGCCCCAGAGGCCAGUCUCAGCCACCAGAAGCAUGAGUCUUCCCAGGGCCAGCUCAGCCACCAGAGGGUCAGAAGAGACCCAGGGGGCCAGAGGAGAACGGGGGGCACUGGUCAACAUGGAACUUCUUGGGUUGCCUAACAUUGGCAACACUUGCUUGCUUAAUGCCACCCUGCAGUGCCUCCUGGUCCUGCCUUCCUUCUCAAAGGAAAUCCUGCACCAGGAACAACUCUGGAGCUCCUCCCCCUUCUCCAACCUGCUCAGGUGUCUGUCUGAUGUGUACCGUUCGAGUCUACCUGACAGUGGGGCAAACCAGACCUCAAAAGCAGACCUCAUGUGGAAGGUCAAGUACUCCUUGUCAGGAUAUGAUUUUAAAUAUCUGGGGGACACGCAACAGGACGCACACGAGUUACUUGUGAACAUGCUGUGUCAGCUGAAGGAGGAGGGCAUGAUAUUGAAGACACUCGGGGUGAGCUAUACCUGCCCUGUUUCCCAGCUGGAGUUCCAGCUUGUGUCGGUGCGAACAUGUACCAGGUGUGGGCGCGAGUCUUCCACCAGAGAGGACUACAACCACUUCUCAUUGGACUUAAGCCCUGAGCGCACCUUGCUGAGUAGCCUAGCACUCACUUUCAAAGGUGAAAAGGUUGAAUUCAAAUGUGAGGGCUGUAAAGGACUCCACGCCACAAAGUUGGAGCUUUUCCACACACUGCCUCUUGUGCUGGUUCUGCAUCUGAAGAGGUUUGGAGGACCUGAGGGGUUCGAGAAGCUGGAGGCUCCUCUUUUGUUUCCUUCGGAGCUGAGUCUCUCCACCCUCUGUGGGGACAUGGUGCCACACCUGCACAGUGCCAGCCCACAGGACCUCACCAACCAAGUCUCCAGCCCACCUGGAGAGGCCAAAGACAGCGCCCUCUACUGUUCAGAUUCAAAUGACCAGGAACCAGGGAAAGUGCUACUGACAGCCUCAGUGAAGCAGCAGCCAGUGAAGUCAGUGAAUGGUUACUACCAGCUGACUGGUGUAGUCUCUCAUUUGGGAGGCUCCGCAAACUCCGGACACUACAUUAGUGACAUCUUGAAUGCCAGUGGAAACUGGUUCUGCUGUAACGACAGCCAGGUGUCAAUGUCCAAUGAAGCCACUGUGCUGAGGACCAGAGCCCGGAGUGCCUACAUGCUCUUCUAUAUGUUCAGGUACUGCUUUCUCUCACCAUCUAUAUUCUUGUGUUGCUAUAUAUGUGUACGGUUCCUUUCACCCUACAGGGCAAGAGAGCGGGAGGCCCCAGCACACAGGGCCUAACUGGGCCACCUGCACCAGCCCCAGCCUAAACAGGGGCAGCACCUGGACCGGCCUCCAAACACUCAGACAUGCCUCAACAGGGGUAGUACCAGGCCCAGCCUCAAAAACCCCAGCCCAGCCUCAACAUGUGAAGAACCAGGCCCAGUCUCAACAUGGACAGAACAAGACCCAGCCCCAACACCCUCAGACCUGCCUCAACAGGUGCAGCACUCGGCUCAACUUCAAUCAUGCGGCUCAAGGGAGACUUGCUCUUCAUCAGUAGCAUGAACAUUCUUUCAGUAGCUCAUGUCAUAAAUGCCUGCCCUUGAUUUGACUACUUCACCUAAUGUAUAAAGCUCAUGUAAAAAAACAUAAAGUAUACACACUAAAUGUAGUACACAUGUAAAUGUGGUGGAUAGAGUGUGUGAUUAUUUAGAGGGUAUAACAUCCCUUCUAUUUGGUUUGGUUUGAAAUCCUCCUGUUGUGAAAUACACUGUGGUGUAUAACUUCUUAUUCAGCAUGGUCAGACUGGAUGACCUGCAAUAUUCAACAUUGAUCCAGGUCCCCAGCAUGUCAGGAGAUGACUUGUGUAUGCCAUGCAAUCUUAAU
Molecule: messenger RNA, 2397 nt
Organism: Salmo salar (Atlantic salmon)
Lineage: Eukaryota; Metazoa; Chordata; Actinopteri; Salmoniformes; Salmonidae
Source: RefSeq, a predicted model, not a curated record